Molecule: messenger RNA, 381 nt
Organism: Adineta ricciae
Lineage: Eukaryota; Metazoa; Rotifera; Eurotatoria; Adinetida; Adinetidae
Source: the annotation of a GenBank genome assembly
AUGAUUGAAAACACUUCAAUGUGUAUAAUGACCAAUGCAAUAUAUGCUAAGUAUCGAAGUUAUUUCACUUAUCUCGAUAUUUAUACACUAAUACCUGUCAUCGUCAUAUCGAUUUUCGGAUCUCUUACUUAUUACCAUACGACAAGAUUCGGUACAGGACGUACACUUUCAGCUUUUACACGACAAAUGGUCAAAAUGGGUUUGUUUCAAACUAUUGCUGUAAUUUUAUUCAAUGUUCCUUAUACUGGUGAGCAGAUUUAUUUUUUGACUACUACAAAUCUAGUUAAAGAUGCUUAUCGGCGAGCCCAAGAACAAUUAGUUACUUCGUUUUUUGCUGUUUAUGGAUAUGGGCCAUACAUGGCAAGUUUAAUUUUUGUUUGA